Cynara cardunculus var. scolymus (artichoke) is the source of this 1278-nucleotide messenger RNA. Its product is annotated as transcription factor MYC4-like. Gene Ontology annotation, biological process: regulation of DNA-templated transcription. The transcript has a single exon. The coding region runs from base 1 to 1278 and encodes 425 amino acids. Gene Ontology annotation, molecular function: protein dimerization activity; DNA-binding transcription factor activity; transcription cis-regulatory region binding. Gene Ontology annotation, cellular component: nucleus. The record is from RefSeq and is a predicted model, not a curated record. NCBI's taxonomy places the organism in Eukaryota, Viridiplantae, Streptophyta, Magnoliopsida, Asterales, Asteraceae.
AUGGACGAAACAGUGACUUACGGAUUUUCAUCAGUACCAAUGUUGGUACAAGAAACUCCAUCUUUACUUCAACAACGACUAAAAUAUAUGGUGGAAAGCUGUCAAGAAUGGUGGGAUUACGCCAUCUUUUGGCAAUCAUCUAAAGGCAACGAUCCCCACUUUCUUGUUUCCUUCGGUGAUUGCUACUUGAAAGGUCCCAAGAAUUUUCUCUCUCAAACAAUCUCCAACACACGCCACCACCAAUCUCAUGUAACAAAUCUUGAUCAAGGGCAUGAACUUGACACAAUAUCAGAAUUCAUCAUGGCGUCGGUUAUGAGGUCGUAUGUUCUUGGAGAAGACAUCGUUGGCGGCACAUUUGGUUCUGGUUCCUCUGUGUGGUUAGCCGGUGACCAUGAGUUGGGAAUGAACGGCAGCCAGAGAGCUAAAGAGGCUUAUUUGCGUGGGAUCAAAACCUUGGUUUGCAUUGCAACUUCUUGGGGUGUUGUUGAGCUUGGUUCCACGAAUCUAUUAGAAGAGAAUUGGGGUCUGGUCCCUCUAGCCAAGUCCCUCUUUAGCUCUGAAACUAACCUUACUAUCAAUGGAAACCCUCUUCAUCAAGUCCAACUAUUAGGAACUCAAAAGGACAGUUCUGGUGAGGGCAAUGAAGAAGGUAAAGGAAAGACAGUGAUGUGCGAGUCUCAGACAGACUGGUUGCUACUCGAUGUUGGAAGGCCUUCUACUUCAACUAGGGACAACAUGCCGAAGAAGAAGAGUCAAAAAACGAUGAACACCACAACUGAUCAGGUAAACCCUAAAUACGUUGACAUGGAAAGACAAAGAAGGGAGAAGCUAAACCAACGAUUCUAUGCACUCAGAAGUGUGGUUCCAUACGUUUCCAAGAUGGACAAAGCUUCAUUACUCGCUGAUGCCGUCACCUACAUCGGUGAACUCAAGUCCAAGAUCGAAACUUUAACUGAGAAAGCCGAUAACUUGCAUAUCAAUGUGGACGAUGGUGCACCCAGGACAGAAACCCUUUUGUCAACCAACUGCAGGAUCCAUGAAACUGAAGUGGAGGUGAAAAUAAUUGGAUCAGAAGCUGUGAUUCGUGUACAAUCACCCGAUGUGAAUCAUCCGGCAGCCAGACUGAUGGAUGCAAUGAAAAGCCUAGAAAUUAGGGUUCAUCAUGCAAGUGUUUCCAACAUCAAUGGCAUGGUGAUUCAAGAUAUUGUAGGUCAUAUUCCCCAAGCAUUUCUAACCGAUGAGAGAGCAUUGAGAGUCUCUAUUCUUCAAGAGUUGUAA